AACUUUCACUUUUCCUGGACUCCGCCUCUGUCCCAGCUCUGUUUGGAUUAACACACUUGUGUCAGUCAGCAUGUCGGGUUUUUAGUUUGUGUUAACGUUAUUUGACAUGUUUAUUUGACAUGUUCGUGUCGCUUCAGGGCAGAGGCAGCUUCUUUUUCACCGUGUGAAGCGGCAGCGAGGCGAGCAGCUCGAUGUGGCCGUCCGCGAUGACGGUGCAGGCGGCGGCGGUGGCCGGCUGGGUGUGUGUGCUGCUGGUGGCUGCUGCAGAUCCCGAGGGGAUACUGAACGGCAAGGUGGGUGACAAAGUUGUCCUUCAACCAAAUAUCCCUGUGCCUGGCACCAUCAAAUCCAUCGUGUGGAAGCAUAAUAAUAACUUGGCCAUGCAGUCUGAUGGACAGUCGAUCGAUGGUUAUCGCCAGUUCGAAUUACGUGGCAGCUUGAACAGUUCAAGUGGAGAGAUGACAAUCACGGAGCUGACUCGAAACGACAGCGGAUUGUACACGGUAGAAAUCAACGACGUCACCGGCACUCCAAUCCGUCUCAAGGUCUUCUCUCCCGUGCCCAGACCCACCAUUUCCAAAACAUGCGACGACGAGGGCUCGAGCUGUGUUUUGACCUGUGAUGGAGACACCAUGGACGCCGAGCCAGUCACCUACGAGUGGAGGUCAGGUGACAGAGUGUUGACGGACAACACAAAGGAGAAAAAAAUCACAAAGGAAAACAGUUCAGAUAUGGACAAGUUCAGCUGUGAGCUUGUGAAUCCAGUCAGCCGAGAGAGCAGCCCAGCGAUCACCAACCCUCUCACCAAAGCACCACCGGACACCUCAACACCAUCGAAUCUAAAGAUCUCCACGGGCCUCACCGUCUUCAUCUCCAUGCUCUCAGCUGUGGUGCUGCUGGUCUUAGUUCACAGGUGGAAAGCAGGGUCAUGGUUCUUCCAACAAGAAUCCAUGCCAUGGGAAGCAGACUUCUGGAGCAACAAGAGGCCCAGUGAGACGAGAGAGGCUGUCGAAUCAAACGGCGCCGCUCGCCAAGAGAAGACAGACGAGGAAACGCCAAUGACAUAGACAGACAAGUAACAACAAGUCAGGAUCUGUCCAGGUGUGAAAACGACACCAGAUCCAAGAAGAGGGAACCUGAAAGUCCAGAUGUACGUGUUGCUACGAAUGUCACAAGCCUACAAAAUGAAUUAUGAAACAAAAGCUGAGUCACUUCGAAGCCACAAAUCUGUCACUCAUUUUAAACACAUUAGUGUUAAAGCAAAACACGGAUUAAAGACACUAAGAAGGGAAACAUUGAAGUUAAUGUGACAGUCCAUAAUCUCCAAAGAAACACUGACUUCACAGCAGACUCGAGGCGUACCUCACGUCUUCCUGAGGCUCGUUUCUGGGUGUCGGCGCCUCGAGCUUUAGACAAUACCAGGAAACCGUGCAAGUGUGCUUUCCUGUCGGUACCUGGUGUCUGGAGCUCAUUAAAAAAACUCCACUGGGGGAUGGUUUGUGAUUUGAGGCACGUCUGAUGUGGAUUCCUGCAGCCUCACAGUGUUUAGAAUAAAAAAAAAAAGGGAGGCCUUUGUCCGGUUUGGACCGCCGGCUUGAACCAACAAGCGAGGCAUUGUACAGCGAGAAUGUGUGUGUUUGUGUCUGUGUGGCAAAUAUGUGAACAAAACAAAGUCAAUCAUAUAUUUUUUACUUUUCUUGGAUGUGUUUCAUUUUGCUGAACUCAUUUUAACUCUGCAUUUAACUCUAAACUCUGAAGUACUGUGGCCUUGUCUCGGGUUUGUUCUUGCACUUAAAUCUUCUUUUUUCUCGUUGACCCUGAAAAUCUCAAAGUAUUUUAUCCUUUUUAGCCACACGUGAGCUACUAACUGCAGUUUUUAACAUGCAGAGGAGCACUACAUUCAAAGCAUUAGCCGUAGAUUAGGCAUUUCUCGACAAAAGGCACUGACUUGUACAACCGUAGGAGCUUAUUUAUUGUGGUUUGAAUAUGUGAAUGUGUUUUUAUAUGGGCUCUAUUCAAUAAAAACAACAGAGCAUCAA
Larimichthys crocea (large yellow croaker) is the source of this 2039-nucleotide messenger RNA. RefSeq lists its product as uncharacterized. The transcript is spliced from 10 exons. NCBI's taxonomy places the organism in Eukaryota, Metazoa, Chordata, Actinopteri, Sciaenidae. Gene Ontology annotation, cellular component: membrane. The record is from RefSeq and is a predicted model, not a curated record. The coding region runs from base 192 to 1067 and encodes 291 amino acids.